Cuscuta campestris is the source of this 2692-nucleotide messenger RNA. The record is from the annotation of a GenBank genome assembly. NCBI's taxonomy places the organism in Eukaryota, Viridiplantae, Streptophyta, Magnoliopsida, Solanales, Convolvulaceae.
ACUUAGCUUUUGUCCAAUUCUCAUCUGGAUAUUUUUCUUUCAACUCUUUCAAAAUAUAGUCAUAAGCUCGAGGAGUGAAUGUACCUCCAACACGAUUUCCUUUUCUUUGUUGUUCCAAAUGAGCAUCGAUAAGAAACUCAUCCAUGUCUUCAGUCCAGUGUUGAACUACUAAUCUUUUCAUCCUUGAAAUCCCAAGUUCAAAAAAAUCAAGGAAUAAUCCAUGAAUUCCCAUACAUUCUUGACAUGAAUGUUCUGCAACACUUCCAUAUUCCCCCUCCAUUAUUCAAAAAACCCAACGUUUUCUUUUCCAUCAUACCUCGCUCUCUAUUCUUCACCGAUUCAAUCGGAGAGAAGCCGCCAUUUCUUCCCCUUCCAUCGCCUGCAAAGCUCGCUUCUUUCAUCGACAACUGUUUGGACGCAGAUUCGUUGAAGAAGCUACACGCCUGCAUUCUAACACGCGGCUUCGAUCAAGAUUCGUGUCUGGGCUCAAAGCUUCUCAGUGGCUACGCAAAGCUCGACCUUUUGCCCGAUUCCAGAUGGGUAUUUCGAAGAAUCAUCGAAAUCGAUCGGACUUUUGUUUGGAAUCCGGUUUUCGUUGGGUAUUUCCGAGCUUCUCAGUACAGAGAAGUCCUGGGGUUGUAUUUGGAAUUGAAGAGAAGGAAGCUCGACAUAUAUGGGUCGGCAGUGAUUUUUACCCUGAAGAGCUGCGACGUGUUGGGUGAUUUGAAAUUUGGGAGAUCGGUUCAUCUGGAUGUUGUGAAGCUCGGGCUAAACACGGAUAAAAACAUAGGGUCGUCCUUUGUCAAAUUGUAUUCUGAGAAUGGUGCUGUUGAGGAUGCAGCAAAGGUGUUCGACGAAAUAACUGAAAGAGAUGUGGUUGUUUAUACAGUGAUGAUCACGGGCUACACUCAAUUCGGUUAUCGGUAUGCCUGUGAGGCUUUUAGAAUUGCGCGGGAGAUGCAGAGGGAAAACAUCGAACCGAACAGGGUCACUUUGAUUAGCUUACUUCAAGCAGCAUCUUCUUUGGGAGCAGUGGAGGAGGGAAAUGCAAUCCAUGGUUAUGCUCUCAGAAGAGGGAUCGGCUGCACGGACGAUGUUUUUGUGACAACUCUAAUGGACAUGUAUAUAAAAUGUGAAGUCCCGGAAAGGGCCAUUGCCAUCUUUGUGAAUAUUCCUGAAAAGAGUAUUGGUUCUUGGAAUGCAUCCGCCACUGCUCAUCUUAGGUUAGGGCAGUCUCUGGAGGCUUUGGGACUAUUUGUUCAAAUAAUGACAGAGGAAAAGCACAAGCCUGAUCAGAUCACAAUAUCAAAUGCACUAUCAAGCUGCGCUAAUCUCCGGUACUUGUUUGAGGGAAAGAGCAUCCACGCUUACAUACUCCGAUCCGGUUUUGUUCUUGAUCUCAUCACUACUACAACUCUAAUUGAUAUGUACUUGAAAUGCAACUCUCUGGUCCACGCUGAAAUGGUAUUUGACAAAACGGAUCACAAGGAUGUGAUCCUUUUCAAUGUGAUGAUAACCGGUUAUAUUCAAAAUGGUCUUCCCAAACAAGCCGGGAGCUUGUUCUAUGAAAUGCUAGGGAUGGGGUUCAAACCAAACACAAGUACUAUAAUCAGUGUACUAUCUGCGAUUUCUGAUAUGAAAGAUGUAAGACAAGGAAACAUUAUCCAUGGCUUCCUCCUCAAAACCGGGCUUGAAUCCACCACUGACAUAUCUAACCAACUCAUUGAGGUGUAUUCAAGGUGUGGUCUCAUGGAAUCCGCGAGUCAAGUGUUUGGAGGGAUUGAAUGCAAGGACAUUAGAGAGAAGAUCGAUCCAGAUUCUGUAACAUUCGUUGCUCUGCUUCAGGCAAUUGCUCAGGUUGGAUGUUUAAGCUUUGCAAGAGAGACACACGCGCGUGCCCAUCGGCUGCUAAAUGUACAAGAGGACACAUCUGUCGUUAACUCUAUGAUCACAGCAUACAGCAGAUGUGGUGAUUUAAGUGCAGCUAGGUCUCUGUUUGGUAGAAUGCCCGGAAGGAAUUUGGCUUCAUGGAACACAAUCAUAUCUGCAUAUGGAGCACACGGGGAUUGUGUUCAGGCACUGGAGUUAUUCAACCAAAUGAGAGUGGAAAAGGUGGGGCCUGAUCACUACACGUUCACUUCUUUACUAUCAGCCUGCAGCCAUGCAGGGCUUUUACCAGAGGGUUUGUCUGUUUUCAAAACAAUGACUGAAGAACACAGAUUAGUCCCAUCUGAUGAGCAUUUUGGAUGUGUCGUUGACUUGCUAAGCCGAGGAGGGAUGCUCGAGGAAGCAUUUCAUCUUCUGAACUGUGUGCUGUUGAGAGAAAACAGUUCUGCCUUAGGGACAUUCAUUGCUUCUUGCUUGGCUAAUGGGAACGCGAAAAUGGGAGAACGGGUAGGGAGACGGUUGUUGAGUAUAGAACCUGGGAGUGCAAGCGCUUAUGGUUUGGUGUCCAAUUUGUAUGCUGGACAAGCGAAAUGGGAAGAAGUGGCCCAAAUGGGAACAAUGACAAGGGAGAAGGGGUUGAGAAGAGUUUCUGGGCGUAGCUUCGUAGAGAACAUAGUUUUAUGAGGAACUCAAAUCGAUUAACUUUCCAUUCAUUCGCCAAAUAUACAAACUUCAAAACAACACCAAACUGCCUACUCUAACAUAUAAGUUUUAACUUAUGAAUUAAUAAAACAGUUGACUUGAU